UCCAUAAUAUGAACAUGCUCUAUUUCAUUUUCAAUCAAAGUGAAGAAGAAAACGGUCAAACAAAUAAUAAAUUUACCAAACAAAAAGAAAGUGAACAAGAUUAAGUAGUGGAGCAUAAAGCUAGCUAGCAAGUCAGAAUUCAGUAGUUCUUACCUAUCUCAAAAAUUUUAGUAGGACAAAUUUGUACCCAAGAAAAAAAGAAAAGCAGUCAUGAAUUCAUCAGUGAAUGAAGAAAACGACCAGUUAUCUGAUAUUAAGCAUUUUGUGCUUAAUAUCAAGCAGUUGAAGUCCAUUGUAAUUCUCAAAUCAGCUCUGAAACUUUUUACAUGUAACACCAAAUUCAUAUUUUCACUCAUAUUAUCUAUUCUCCCUUUUUUUAUUUUCAUGGUUUUCUUUGAGAUUAAACUACAAAAAACAUUAAUUUAUCUAGCAUCAAACCCAUUACCAAAUAACCCAUUUGCUGUUGAAUUUGCUGCUUAUCAAUCUGAAGAUUCUGAUCAGAACAACGACAUAACAGAGUUUUUAUCUGAUACUUUUCAACUCUCCAUUUUUUACUUGUUUAUUUACCCUCUUUUAGAGUUUCUUAGCAUGAUUUUAACCAUGAAAUUAGCAAUAAACUUGGUUUAUGUUGCAGAGAAGCAAGCAACUUUUAGUCCUCAAGAAGUGCUUGAGCAGGAUAUUAAACUCAAGGGUUCCUUUAUGACAUAUCUUUAUGUUCACUUGCUGUCAACAACGACUUUCUUGGGUCUUUUAUGUAUUGUUUCAUAUUAUAUUAUCUUCUCAAGCCAGCUACAUAGUUUCGAUGUGCUAGAAUUUUGGAUGAACGUACUGUGGACUGCUGUUCAUGCAGUGAUAUUCCUAGGUUUGCUUUACAAGUACUUAGGCUGGAGCGUGGUUUGGAACAUGGGUGUGGUAAUUUCUGUUAAGGAAGAAGGAACUGGGAUUGCUGCGUUAGAAUUAGCGAGUUAUUAUGGCAAGCAUAGCACGAAAACUGGGUUCGAACUGAUGCUCAGUUUUUUCGUGUUUGGUAAUGUUACGAGGCUUGCCUGCUUGUAUGCCGGAUUAUGUAAUGGAAGUGUUGCUGGUGUUGUGAUCACUUGUAUUGUUGUAAUGUUGGUUUCGUUAGUGAAUUUGGUGAAGUGGGUUGCUUGUUUGCUGCAUUUUGAUUAUUGUAAGCAGAAAACUAUGGAAAAGAAGGUUGAUGAUCAGGAGUUGGGGAAACCUGUGAAUGUUGCUGAUAUAUCUUGAUUGUGAGAAUGGAUUGACAUUUUGUGGAAGCGCUAAUUGAACUCUAAUUUGAUUGCA
Molecule: messenger RNA, 1305 nt
Organism: Beta vulgaris subsp. vulgaris (sugar beet)
Lineage: Eukaryota; Viridiplantae; Streptophyta; Magnoliopsida; Caryophyllales; Amaranthaceae
Exons: 1
Coding region: 211-1248 (345 amino acids)
Source: RefSeq, a predicted model, not a curated record